UUUAUCGCAUUGCUCGAAACUGGCAAGAAAAAGGUCAAGCUGAUAGCCGUUUAGUAGGCUAUUGAUUUAUAGCAAGGCAGUUGUUCCUGGUCGCAAGGUCAUGUGAUUGUCUUUAAAUGAAUGCCCGCGUGUGCUCAGGAGAAUCCGUAGAUCUAUAUGGACCAAUUUAAACUACAUCUACGUGUGUGCGAAUUAAAUACAGUACAGAAGCGGGAAACUUUUGUGACACAUGUAUGUUACUCAGGCUACGACAUAUCGCUUUGUGUUUUAACCAAUCAGGCCUAGAUAUCUAGUGCGUUCUGGGUUGAGACGAUAAAAGAUACAGAAAAAUAAACAAACAUUGCUAGGUCCUAUUUGCUUUUACCCAACAUCUAUCUAGAUCUAGAGUAGAGACUGCGCUCAAGAGGAAGUGAAAACUGAAAGGCGAAAGGCAAUCGCACCGAGACUGCUGUGUGAGAGGCAGGCAGCGAGCAUCGUGAGUUCACGGAGCGAGUAUUUUCAUCCCUCGCGCGCGUGCUGCCCCCGUUUUCCCCUGCCGUUCGUGUCGGAGUGACUCGACAGCCGUUGGUGACAGACCGAUGAGGGAAGCGCUGACCUAGAAAUAGCGCCUGGAUUAUAAAUUAAAACUCUCAGAAUUCACUUUCCAUUCCAUUCUGGAGAAUAUUGGAUCUCAUUUUUGUGUCUGACAUGGAAACAUACCUCCUGGCGUGUUCAUAAUCAUCCCCCUUGUUUCCGCCCCGGCGAGUGACAGCAGGUGAGAUUGUCACACGGUACAAGAAAGUUGUCCUGGCCUCCUCCUGUGGACGACAGCAGACGAGGACAAUAAUCCAAAAUGGCUAUGGAGUACAACAGGGUGGUUCUACUGGCUGCAGACCUCAGCGAGCAUGCUGAGAAAGCAUUCAACUGGUACGUCCAGAACUUCCACAAGCCGGAGAACAAAGUCGUGAUUGUCCACACGCCGGAGUACAGCAUGGGACCGUCUGAGAUGAAUGAAUGGAGAAUUCGUUGCCCUGGAGGAUCGCAGUCCAGGUCAUGCCAUCUGCAAAUAUGCCGAGAGAAUCAACGCCACUUUCAUCGUUACAGGCACCCGGGGUCUGGGCAAGUUCCGUCGCACCAUGCUGGGCAGUGUGAGCGACUACAUUCUCCAUCACGCGCAUGUGCCUGUGCUUGUCUGCAGACUCAAGUACUUGCUCAAGGACGAUAAGUACUAGGUGUACAAGGAGGAACACAACCGGCACGGACGUCAGAAAAGUCUUCUGUUAACGAAAGAGCUGACAACGAUGAUACGUCCUUAUAAUGUCUUUUUAUACUGUUCAUUGUACAUAAUAUUUAAUGUGUGUAUAUCUAUACGCAGGAAGUGAUUUGUGAUUUUGAGCUUUGGGCAAUAUAAGUAUUUAUAAGCCUUAAAAUGUGUAGACCUGUUUGACUCGUACAUAACUGGACAAGACUGUUUUUAAAGACCCCCCCCCCCCCUCCUAAAAAAGACCAAGGCCAGAAAAAGUCAUUCGAAGAAAAUAUGAGUAAAAAAAAAAAUUAACGUAUUAUGUACAUGACCUGUAUUAUUAUAAGAAGCUAGGAUAUAUAUAAUAUAGAUGCAUUAUCUUUUAUUAUUACAAGUCAUGUGUGAAAAUGUCCUUUUUAAAAGCCAUAGAUUUAUCGCCACUGGAGCCACUGGAGUUGGCUACAUCGAAGUAAGACUCGUAAAAGUGAAAAAGAAUUUUGCCCUAAGUCUCGAAUCUUUUCUUUGGAUUUUGUUACGACUUACAUCACGUUUUGAAAUUUAAUGAACUGCAUCAUCAUGUAUGUUCUCCUAAACCUUCACUUGUUGAGGAACAUUUUAGAAAUUGAUUAUGGAUAAAAUUCAGUUGCACUGUACUUAUUUCAGUGAUAAUUCACAAUAAGUAUAAGAUUUUCAAGUUUACGUUCUUAUUUCCCUUGGUCUUGUGCUCGAGAUAUUGUGUCUAUCGAAAGGUUGUGAAUAUUAUCUAGGGCAAGGUAAAGUGUUAAAAUUGUACCUUAGCCUGAACGCUUGGCUUCCAUUUUUCUUUACAUUGGACCCAUAUAAAAUAUGAUUGAGAGGGGACCACAACAUUUUAAUGGCAUUAGUAUGUCAUUGACAGAAAUUGGUAACCUUCUUUGCAAUUCGAAAACCGUUGCAGAUUUCAGUUUAAAAAAAAUAAUUUUAAGCGCAAAAAUACAUCUAUCCUUGAGCCAAGGAUAGAAAUCCAUUCUUUAAUUUCAAUUUAUUUAGCUAUGAAUCAAACUACUUGAAGCAAUUUUGACCUGGAAACCUUUGUUGUACAUUAAGAAUAAAAAAAAAAAAUCCAAUCACACGAUUGGAGCAUUAACGCCAUCAAUUAAAGCCUGUCCAAUGUGAUGACGUUGUACUUCGACUUCAUGAACAGAAUUCUUGCAAAACUCAAAAACCUUCAUUGUGUGAUUUUGGCAACAUAAAGAUAUAAGGCAAGUUUCUCAUUGUGCUGUAUCAUACCUGGCAGUUAAAAGUAAAGGCAUAAAUGUUUGUGCAUGUGCACAUGUGCGUUUGUGUGUGUGCACACGUGCACAAUUGUGUGUGUGUGUUUGUUUGUAAGUCUGUGAGUGUGGGCUACUUAUAUUAUGACUAACUGUAUGAAACAGGCUCAAAUUUAUACUUGGCAAUGUGAGCAAGUAGUUAGAGUCCUACUCCUGCACAUGUUUCACACCCCUAUCAACACAAUUUAGAUGAAUUAGGAGGCUGGCUGUUUUGUUCCAGCCUGACAGGGCUGAGUGGAAUAUAUCAUCUCCGUGAACAAACAGGAAUAAAUACUUGGCAAAUAACCUAUCUUUGUGGCAAUGACACUAACAUCUGCAUUCAGCAACAAUUUUAACAAGCCAAAUCAGAGUAAUCAGUAUACCACAGACAUGAUACAAACGGUUACCUCAGGCGGAUCUUAAAUUCAUGAACAAAAAAUACUGAGCCAAUCUCUUGAUCUUCGCAUUGCAGGCUGCAUAUAUUUUUUGUCAGAACAGUUUGUGGUCUUUUGUUAAUCAACAACAUGUUGUCUUCUACAACAGUUCAUGUGUCCAUCAUACAAGACUUCUCAUACGUGAACGCCAGCACCAAACAACGUUUGAGAACCAAUGCCUUAUCCCAGAAAGUAUAAUAAUAAUUAGAUAUGGAUAUCAUUAUUACAACAAUGCACAUUUAAGUUAAAAUAAUUGUUUGGUCGGUUUGUCGAGUGAGUUUAUGAGAGAAGCAAGGACCCAAGCAAGGUGGAAUGGGGCCUGGACUCUGGUAAGAUAAAAGAUGGCAGGGUCAGUAGAGAGGGAUGAGAAAAAAAAUGUUACAUGUAAUAUCCUUUUUGUUGUCUUUCUGGUCAUUGUCAUUAUUUUAAAGUAUUUUUACAGUCGUAGUUAUAAUCUUUGUUUCUAUAAAUUGUCUUUGUUAUUGAUACACAAGUGAAGAACUAGCUUUCAGUAUUUGAGUCAAAGCUUUUAAGAAGUUGACAGUGGUUUUCUUCAAUUGUCAUAAAUAUGCAAAAAGUAGAACAUAUAGUAACACCUUGUGAGUAGAAAAAUCCUUGAUUUAAGUAUUUUUAGAGCAAAUUGGUAUAGUUACUUUUACUAAUGAGAAAAGAACAGAUUAACUACUAUGGUAACUUAAUGACAGAAGAGAGCAAUAGAGUAAAGAAUAUUUAAAAUUAAGAAUCAGUCUAGUGACAAAGUCAUACAAGUACAAGUAAAUGGAUGAAAAUAGUAGGUUAGAAUUGUCUCUGUAUUGUGUCAUGAUUUCAAGGUCCAGUACUUAUGAACUUUCAAUUUCCUGAUUUGUAAUUUUCAAUGUUGUCAAAUGUUCUUCUCCCCACACCCACACCCUCUUUCCCAUUGUGACUAAUGUUUAGAUGGACCAUAUGAAUAAAAUAUUGGCCUCGAGUAUGAACCUGCGAAAAAAA
Aplysia californica (California sea hare) is the source of this 3932-nucleotide messenger RNA. RefSeq names its product universal stress protein PHOS34. The record is from RefSeq and is a predicted model, not a curated record. NCBI's taxonomy places the organism in Eukaryota, Metazoa, Mollusca, Gastropoda, Aplysiida, Aplysiidae.